Molecule: messenger RNA, 2556 nt
Organism: Solanum tuberosum (potato)
Lineage: Eukaryota; Viridiplantae; Streptophyta; Magnoliopsida; Solanales; Solanaceae
Product: nuclear transcription factor Y subunit A-1
Exons: 6
Coding region: 1202-2104 (300 amino acids)
Biological process (GO): regulation of DNA-templated transcription
Molecular function (GO): DNA-binding transcription factor activity
Source: RefSeq, a predicted model, not a curated record
UCUUCAAAUUAUCAUGAUUUCAGCUUUUUCACGAAAUGGGUAUUGGAUUUUCUUCAAAAAGAUACAAUCUUUAUGUGUUUCUGUUGAAAUCCAUGUUUUAUCUUUGUUGUUGUUGUUCUUGAAAAUAGGGCAACUCUUAUUUCUUGAAAAGUUACAAUCUUUAUGUGUUUUUGAUAUGAUGUUGUUUCUGUAUUCCCUCUUUGAUUAAAUGGAUAUUUCUGAAUUCUUGAAAAAGGCAAUAUCUUUAUGUAUUUGAUUAUGGGAUUGGUGUUAGAAGUUGUGGGUUUGGGUUUUUCUAAUCCACUUGUGCUCAUGAUCUGUUGGGGAUAUUGGGUGUUUCAAUCUUGAAUUACUAUAGUUGGAAUAAAGAAUAAUUAUAAUUGCUCUUUGAUAGAUAUUGUGCAUGAAGAAGCUCUAUAUGAAAGCUUCUACGAGGGCACGAAUUCUCGUUUGAUUAGUUUCUCUUAUUAUUGAGUGUAGACAAUUCUUGAAUUUUGAGAUGAGGUUGAGAGGAUGUGUGAUUUGUUGUGACAAGUUGAGACAUGUGAUAAUUCUAUCAAUAGGGGUUACUAAUUCUUUACUAGUUGCAAGCAGUGCUGUCAAAAGCAAAAAGCAUAGAAAGUGGCAAAAGCUCGUUGGGGCUUUAAUUGCAAUUAAAGAGUGUUUAAUAAAGAUAUGGGCAAUGAAAAAAAAAUUCCAUAAACGCACAAGCACGAACAUGUAAUGCAAGAAAAAGUAACUAAAUAAGUGAAAUAUGUCAAAUAAAGCAUGCAAAGUAAGUUCAAAACUAUUACUUUGACAAUUUAUGUUACUUUGCCAAGAUAUAGAUUGUCUAGUACCACUAUUUUCUAGGUAGGGUUUGCUGAUGAUGAGGCACACCUUAGUGAAUCAAACCUGCACUAAAAAGUGCUGCUCAAGUGAGAUGAGUGCCCAGUUUGAUAUUCACAUAGCUUCAAGGUCUAAACGCUCCUCAAAUGAACCUCUUAACAAUAUUGUCUUUGGAGCUGAGGUGGGGUUUGCCGGGAGGACCGGCGAUUUUAUUUUUUAUUUUCCCUUGGGUGAAUUUUCCAGGAUUAAGGUAUCUGAGAGAGUCAUUGAAAUGAGAUGAAAAUUAUGGAGACGUUUCAAGUCUAAACAGAGACGAGACGAAACAUGCCAGGACACUCGUAUUGUGGAACUCUCUGAGUAAAACUACAGCAGUAUGCCAUCAAAUUCCAAAAGCACAAAUCGGGAGGAAACCAAUGCAUAUAAUGUUCCACGUUCCACUGUAUAUCCUGAACCUUGGUGGAAUAGUGCUGUUUAUAAUCCUGUUUCCCCUGGGUUGAUGCGGGAAAAUGCAUCAGAUUCAUCAUCAUUGGAACAAUCUGUGGAUGGCCAAUCACAGUCUGAUGGUGGAAUCAAUGAGGAAGAUGAUGAUGCUCCUGAAAAAUCGCAAAGUAUCGUACCUUUGCAUGCAGAUGGGAGUUAUGGGAAAGCGGAUCAGAAUUUUCAGCCAGCUGCUCCAGCCAUACCUCCAAGACUUGAUGGAAGCCUAGCACAGCCCCAGCAGCUUGAACUUGUUGGGCACUCUAUUGCUUGUGCUCCAAACCCAUAUGUUGAUCCAUACUAUGGCGGGAUGAUGACAGCCUUUGGCCAGCCUUUGGUUCCUCCUCAUGUACUUGAUAUGCACUAUGCAAGGAUGCCCUUGCCACAAGAAAUGGCUCAAGAACCAGUUUAUGUAAAUGCUAAGCAGUAUCGAAGGAUCCUGCAGCGAAGACAGUCACGUGCUAAAGCAGAACUUGAAAAGAAGCAGAUAAAGGGUAGAAAGCCAUAUCUUCACGAGUCUCGACAUCAGCAUGCACUGAGGAGGGUAAGGGCCUCAGGAGGACGUUUUGCCAAAAAGACAGAUGCUUCUAAGGGUACUGGUUCUGUGAGUUCAUCGGGUUCUGAACCUUUGCAGUUCAAUGCUGCUGAUAUUCAAAAGAGGCAUGAAAAUGGAAGGUUGGCCGAGCUUCAGCAGUCUUAUUCGAAUGGUAGCAGUUAUGGCAAUCAAAGUACCUUUCAAGAAUCGAAAGAUGAGUACCAGUCUGCUGAAAGCAGGGAAGGAGUUUUUUCUGGCAAGUAAUUGGAGAUACGUUCAUGUCUAAACUAGCUCUUGCACUGCAACGAAGCUCGAGUAUGUACAAGAGAGUUUACAGGUAUUGUUUCAUUUCUUGGCUUUUAAAGCUGGGCGGCAAUUCAUUCUUGGCUUUUUACUUUAGUGUUAAAGGGAGCAAUAGAGGCGACGAGCAUAGCAGUAUUGCAGCAUUUGCUUGGAGACUUGCAUCUUCCCUUUUGUACAGAGAUGGAUGAACUUAGAACUAGGAUUAGAAGUUGUUCAGUAAGUUUAUGGUUGUCCGGUUACCAUAGUUUUAGUUUAGGAGACCAUGUAAAGAGGUUAUUAGUUUUGCAUACUUGUCUUAUUUCCUUUCCUAAUGGUUGCAUUAAUUUCUGAGUUUGGUUUGUUUUGAUGUGAUUUGAUAUGUUAUCAAAGAUACAGUAGGAUGAAAUGACAUAUUUGAGGUUAAAGUGUGCAAA